AUGGCGAUUGUACUUCUACCCAUACCUUUGUCUGAUUUGUUGAUUUUAAUACGUUUUUGUAUUUCAGAGGUUAUAUUGUCAAAUUUAACAUUUAAAAUAUUAAUAUCUUAUGAGAACAUAGUAAGAAAUACUUUAAUAAAUAUGAGUAUCAAAAGUGACAGUAGUCAAUUGUCAGGACUCUCUGGUAUCUCGAACUUAUCAUGUUCAAGUUCCAUGUAUUUAUCAACAAAAGUUAAAAAUAAGGAAUUCUCGUUGAAUAAAAUAUUAGAAGUAUUAACAAAAUGCGAAGAAUCUAUUUACCAAAUAGCUCAUCGUAAAUUAAUUUACAAAUCCAUUGAAAUUAUUGCCUCUGAAAAUGAUAAAUUGCAGCCGGAGUUGGUAGAUAAAUUAAAACAAAUGUUAUUAGUUCAUAAAAUAGAUAAACAUCUUGUCUUACCAAAUGAAAACAAUAGCAAAUUAACUAUAUUAGGUAUUGAAGAAAUUCCAAAGCCUGAAUUUAAUUAUGAAGAACGUAAAGGAAUUAAAUUAGCUGUAGAAAAUGAAGUAUUGAAACGCAUAAAUUGUUUUAUCUCAAGGUACGAAGAGUAUGGAGGAAAUUUAAUAGAAACAAUGGGAACAAAAGAUUCAAUAAUGAAGCAACAAUUGCUUGACUUUAAUAAGUUAGACAUAUCCCAUUGGAAAGAUAAAAUUGACGAAACUUUUGAUGAAUAUCAACGUCAUAUUUUAAUUUGCGCUGAAUUAUUAGAAGAAUGGUUACAACUUAAGCAUGUUGAUAUCGGAAAUUUUAAUACUAAAAACGCACAAUCUAAAUUACUCGAAGCAGAAAUUCUUGAGAUACAAGCAAAAGUUACUAAAAUUAAGUAUACAAUAUCAAUGUUUAACGAAACAUCAGUAACACUUGAUGCAUUUAGAAUUAUCGAUCGAAAAUUAGAUGAAAAGUUGGAUGAUAUAUUGUUAGAAAUAAAAAAGAAAAAAAUAUUAUCCAAACAAUAUCAGGAUUUACGUGGCACUGAAUACGACGAUAUAUUGAGGAGGUAUUUAGAUUUACGAUCUACGAUUGAGAAAGAAGAGCGUUUAUUAAAUAGUCUAUAA
Messenger RNA from Cotesia congregata, 1092 nucleotides. The record is from the annotation of a GenBank genome assembly. NCBI's taxonomy places the organism in Eukaryota, Metazoa, Arthropoda, Insecta, Hymenoptera, Braconidae.